Messenger RNA from Parastagonospora nodorum SN15, 1514 nucleotides. RefSeq lists its product as hypothetical. NCBI's taxonomy places the organism in Eukaryota, Fungi, Ascomycota, Dothideomycetes, Pleosporales, Phaeosphaeriaceae. The record is from RefSeq and is a predicted model, not a curated record. The transcript has 3 exons. The coding region runs from base 1 to 1383 and encodes 460 amino acids.
AUGCCUUCCUCCAUACCAUCUUCCGAGUACUCGCAAGCCACGACUAUGCAGUCGAUGCGGAAUCAGGUCGGGUCCAAGGUCCGCAAUAUGACGCACUACGGCCAGCCAACCAUCGAGAUCAAUCUCAAGGGCACUGAUGGACCACGCAACACAUGGGUCACAUCAUAUUCCACCAUGGACACUAUCGAGGGAAAUGUCACGAUAACAGCACUGCACGAUACACGGUUCGAGGACAUCGACAUUGCAUUUAUAGCUCCUUCCGAAGUCGUGCUCACACAAGGUUUCCUCAGAACAUGCUUCGGUGGUUCUUUGCUCGACGACCUUGCUCCUGAAAUGUCUAAAAUUAGUUACAACAUCAAAGUCCGGAUCGCGCGGCGACAGGGCAAUGAGGGUAUCACAGUCCUCGGAGAGAAGACGAAGAAAGUUCGCAUCAAGCCUGCUCUCAUUGAGCAGCCGCCAUUGAACAUUGACGGCAACAAGGAAUACCGAGCACGACAAGAGAAGACCAUCAAGAAGGGACUCUUCAAAGGCAAGCUAGGAACGUUGUCUGCAAGAACUGUACAGCCUAAAGCUUUGGUCAUUCCUGGUGCGCGGACGACAGACAACCAAACCAUAACCACAAUGGCCAAACUCGUUCUGCGCUUCGAUCCUACCGAUGAGACGGCGUCUCCACCACGCCUCGGCUCUUUGAGUACCAAGAUCAAAGUAUCAACAUGUUAUGCUUCGAGUCCGAGACAAAAUUUCCCAUCGCGAUUGACCAUCGGUUUUGACGCUUCACAGGGCGCAUACUCCGAAAGUAUCGCACUCUCAACACUCUGCAUAGCAUCUGCGCCUUGGGAAAAGCAUUCUGCAGACCAGAACCCGGAACCCGAAGAAGACCCUGAGCGCCGCGACUCUGGCAUUUCAGACUGCUCCACCACCAGCAACAGUGAGGCUGCAUUCGCCGCUGGUAUCCUACCCGCAUCUAAAGAUUACAAGAACGGCAUCUUUUACACCGCACAGGUCCUCGUUCCCGUUACCCUUCCCAUGAACAAGAACUUCAUACCAACCUUCCACUGCUGUUUGGUAUCGCGAACAUACACACUUGGCAUGACUUUCAAUGUCCACGGCAGCUCAUCUACGUCUCUGAAAGUCCCGAUUCAGAUCUGCGCAGAAGGCAGCGACACCGGCAUCGAGAAUGCGAGGGCGAGGAGUGUUGAAGAGACACAUUUGCGGCAGGCGAUCGAUAUGUGGGCACCGAGGAGCGUUGCACCACCGCCGAGUUUCAGCGAAGUUGAGAGAGCGCCCCGGAACAACAGUAUAGGCACGAGGGAUGAACUGCCUCCGGAUUACUCUGCGUUCGCGCCGCCUGUUAGGCGGUACGAAGGGUUGAUUGCGGUUUGAGAAUGAUGUGUUGCAUAACAGGGGGGCUUCGUUUCUCCGGUAGCUUUUCAAAUUGUUCAAGGCAGCUACUUACAUUUCGUAGUCAUUAUACCCCAAGCUAGCCAGCUUUAUAAAUAUUGUUAAUUUAUUUC